Molecule: messenger RNA, 2319 nt
Organism: Chrysoperla carnea
Lineage: Eukaryota; Metazoa; Arthropoda; Insecta; Neuroptera; Chrysopidae
Product: inner centromere protein A-like
Exons: 2
Cellular component (GO): nucleus
Source: RefSeq, a predicted model, not a curated record
UGUGAUUUAAAAUUUUUGGAAAUUAUGAGUGAACAUAGAUCGUAUAACAUUAGUAUCGAAAAACCAAUUUAUAUAACUAAUAAAAAUAUGUUUUCACCAAAAAAACAACAAAACAAGUUAAAGCGUAAAAACAAAACAAACGAAAAUGAACGUGAUACACCUAAAAAGAAACGAAAAUUAUAUUCAUCUAAUUCUGAUAUUUACAGUGAUAAAAGUGAAACUCCAAGAAAUUCUUUUAAUUCUGCGAGUGAGUACAUAAGAUUCAAACAUAAAACCAGUACAACUUUAAACCUAGACAAUAAAAAAAAACCUUACAAUAACGUACCAUCGAAUCGAAUCGGAAAUAAUUCUUUAAAAAUUGAUUUAGAAUCUUCACCAGGUCACAAAAAUGACCAGGAUUCAAAAUUAUCAUUUUCUAAAACAUACUCUCCCUUAAAAAAUGUUUCAAAAGAUGAUAUUUUAGAAAAAUUACAUUUUAAGAUUUUGAGCAAAAUUUAUACUAAUAAAACCGAAGGAAAACAAACGUCUCAAAAUAUACGAACUGAAAAGAACAUUCAAACAAAUAUUAAUUUAAAAUCCUCACCUAUUAAAAAUUUAUCGGCCAAAAAUAAAUUAGACACAAAAGUAUUCAUUUCUGAAGAUAGUUCAAAAUGUGAACCAAUGGACAAAAAUGUGGGUGAACCAAAAAACUGUGACAUUUUAAGUAAAAAUACUAAAAGUAAUGUAAAAGAAAAGUUUUCCAAAAAGGACGUUAAAUCUUAUAAAUCGUUACUAACUGAAAAUAAUAUUGAAACCAAAAUUAAUUUACAAAGUGUAUCAAAUGAGAAAAACUUGUGUAACCCAAAAUAUACAAAAAGUGAAACCAAACAGAAUAAUGUAGAGGAUAACACAUUCAAUUUACUUCAAAGAAGAAAACAGUUAUUACCUUCGGAACAGAGCAGUAUUCAACCAAAAACGUCGAAAUCCUCUUCUACUAAAUCAUCAAAAAUCGAAAAAGAUUCAAAAUUACUUUCUAUCGAUGAUAAAUUUAAUUUUUCAUCAGUUAAGGAAAUCAAGAAAUUAAAUACAACGCCUGUUAAAGCUCCGAAAUUAUUAUUAUCUGCUACUUCUACUAAACUAAAUACGAAAUUUUUACUUUCCGAUCCAAAAUGUGUAUCAAACGAUAAAAACUUGUAUGACCCAAAAUAUUCUGAUAUUUUAAGCAAAAUUUAUACAAAAAGUGUAACCAAACAGAAUAAUGAAGAGGAGAAUACAUUAUUUACGUUACUUCAAAGAAGAAAACAGUUAUUACCUUCGGAACAAGACAGUCAAUCGAAAAAGUCGAAAUCUUCGUCUACUAAAUCAUCAAAAAUCGAAAAAGAUUCAAAAUCACUCGACUCUAUCGAUGAUAAAUUUAAUAGAAAACAGUUAUUACCUUCGGAACAAGACAGUCAACCGAAAACGUCGAAAUCGUCGUCUACUAAAUCAUCAAAAAUCGAAAAAGAUUCAAAAUUACUAUCUUUCGAUGAUAAAUUUAAUUUUUCAUCACCAAGUUCAUCACAAGCUUCAAAAUUAUUAUUUUCGCCAUCUAAAUCAUCAACCAAAAAAUCAAAUUCAAAAAAAUUACCUUCUGUUAGAAAUCUAAAUUUUUCACCAGCUGAAGUAUCAGUAAAAGAGUCUAAAAAAUAUAAACACGAUAUAAAAUUAUUGAAAACUGUUGGGAAUACUCCGAAAUGUAUAUCAAAUGACCAAAAUGCUUUUUUAGCGUCGUUGUCGGAUUCAGUUUCUAGUUCCGAUUCUCAUCCAGAUGCAUUAAUUUAUAAAGAAAACUUCAAAGAAACAAGACAAGAAUUAACAGAACGUUUAUUUAACUUAUUUAAUACAGAAGUAUUUGCGAAUAAAAUUCCAUCGAAUACAACAGUCGAAUGGAGUAAUCGUAUGGUAAGUUCAGCUGGAUUUACACAUAAUAAACGUGCGGUAAAACUUAAAAGUGGUGAACAAAUAUAUUCUAGUCGUAUUAAACUUAGUACAAAAGUUGUUGAUCGACCAUCACGUUUACGUGAUGUGUUAAUACAUGAAAUGUGUCAUGCAAUUACAUGGAUUGUACACAAUGUUAAAGAUGGACAUGGAACGUUUUGGAAAACUUGGGCACAAAAAGCAAUGACAACUUUUCCAAGUUUACCGGUGAUUGUUCGUUGUCAUUCGUAUGACGUACCAAUGAAAUACACGUAUCGUUGUAAGCAAUGUGGUUAUAGUUUUGGACGACAUUCGAAAUCAGUUAAUAUUGAACAGAAAUGUUGUGGAUAUUGUAAAGGACGAUUCGAAAUUAUUUUAAAUAAA